Messenger RNA from Adelges cooleyi (spruce gall adelgid), 4338 nucleotides. RefSeq names its product peripheral plasma membrane protein CASK (gene CASK). Gene Ontology annotation, cellular component: plasma membrane; cell-cell junction. Lineage: Eukaryota; Metazoa; Arthropoda; Insecta; Hemiptera; Adelgidae. Gene Ontology annotation, molecular function: signaling receptor binding; ATP binding; protein kinase activity. The transcript is spliced from 27 exons. Gene Ontology annotation, biological process: regulation of neurotransmitter secretion; protein phosphorylation. Bases 580 to 3504 code for a protein of 974 amino acids. The record is from RefSeq and is a predicted model, not a curated record.
AUAAUUAGGUGAUUAGCGAAAUGGCUGUUAAUGUAUCUAUAUUGAUUUUGUUUAUGUGAGAAAUAAUAUUAGGUUAUAUUCUGUAUCAUAAAGCAACGUGUGUCAAUAAUGCAUGAUUAAGUAAUUAAAAAAUAUCGGCGUUAUCUUAUCAGUGCCGUUGCAGGCGGUGCACCACUUGAAGUUGUCUGCGGUUCACCGGCCACCUUAGGCGCGAGAUCCGUUGCCCGUGGAAACGGCAAAAGUUCAUCAGGGCGGGGCGGGGACGCAGGCAGCCCGCAGCAGCAGCAGCAGCCAGCAGCCGUCGGCGGCACGGGACACCACUCACCACAGUCACCAGUCACCACUCUGCUGCUCUCGUUGGCGGGUUGAGGUCGAGGCUGUUCGGCGCUACGCUCGAGGUCUGUGCAGCACAGAUCCUGACUACUUGGGCCAGCAAGACGUGGUGUUCCCCGGCGAAAGUUCAAAGAGAGGAGCUCACAGAAGACCAUCGGCGGGUCGCCAUCCGCCUGGACACAUGUCCUUCGGGUCCGCACCGGGUAGAGCGGACUAAUGAUCGGCUUGUAAAUUGUCACCGACGAUAUGGCCGACGAAGAUUUGCUCUUCGAUGAUGUAUACGAACUACUGGAAACCAUUGGGAAGGGACCAUUUAGUUUAGUAAAAAGAUGUGUGCAUCGUCAAACCGGAAAGCAAUUUGCUGUCAAAAUUGUCGAUGUUGCAAGUUUCACGUCAAGUCCGGGUUUAAGUACAUCAGAUUUAAAACGAGAAGCAACUAUAUGCCAUAUGCUGAAACACCAACAUAUCGUCGAGCUUUUGGAGACAUACAGCUCUGAAGGAUUGUUGUAUAUGGUUUUUGAAUAUAUGGAUGGUUCAGAUAUCUGUUUUGAAAUUGUACGUAGAGCAACUGCUGGUUUCAUUUAUAGUGAAGCUGUUGCCAGCCAUUACAUGAGACAGACUCUUGAUGCGAUCCGAUAUUGUCACGAAAACGAUAUCAUUCACAGAGAUAUCAAACCCCAUUGCGUUCUUUUAGCCACUAAAGAAAACUCGGCUCCAGUCAAGCUAGGAGGGUUCGGUGUGGCAAUACAGCUACAUGACGGUGCCUCUAUUAAUGGAGCAAAAAGUUUUGAUGAUUUAUCCCGACCCAAUUUGAGUGCCAAUGGACAGGUGUAUUUACAGUCAGACAGAGAGGUGCACAUUCCUAAGAUCUAUGAUAACUUACCGGAUUUGGAAAAAUUGGAAGUGGCUGAAUAUCAUCACGGGCGAAUUGGAACACCUCAUUUCAUGGCACCCGAAGUCGUAGAAAGACAGCAAUACGGAAAAGCUGGCGAUGUUUGGUCUGCUGGAGUUAUUUUACACAUAUUGCUUACGGGUUUGACGCCAUUUCUGGGAACCGGAGAUCGUCUGUACCAUAACAUAUGCAAAGCCAAAUUAAAUUUUAAUAGGCCCCACUGGGAAUCCAUCAGUGAAGCCGCCAAGGACUUGGUGUGUAAAAUGCUUUGUUUAGAUCCAAAGAAACGUCUUACUAUUGAAGAAGUACUUAACCAUCGGUGGCUAAGGGAAAGGGAUAAAAACGCUUCUAAAACACAUUUGGUAGAAACUGUGGAACAGUUAAAAAUAUACAACAGCCGUAGACGACUGCGUGGUGCUGUUAUGUCUGCUGUAUCGUCAUCACGAUGGACUUAUCAGUCUUCGUUAGACUCCAAUUCAAAUGCUGUUGAUCAGUUUUCUGAUUUUGGAGAUGACGAUACUACCAAUUCAGCCGUCGGGGUUAUCCUGAGCUCAUUAGAUGACAUUCAAUGUAUUCAAGAGGGACUUUCUGAUUCGCCACAAAUCGUGUUACCGCUAUUGGAGGACGAUCAGUUGUGUAAACUUUUGAAGCUUUACCAUUUUAUCAACUUAAGUAGAACUGAUGUGGACAAGAAACCUUCAAUGCCUGUAUCAGAAGAUUUAGUCAGCUUGACUCACGAUGUUUUAGAUAUUCUCACUACGUUACCUAAUCAUUCCAAAUCUGCAUACGAUAGUGUUCAGCUUCGAGACAUACUGACGAAACCGUUUAUGAAGUCGUUAAUGCAAACCCACGACGUGGCAGGCCACGAAAUUUUCGGCGAGGAAGCGGUUCGCGUGACGCCUCCGUUGGUUUUGCCUUAUCUGAAUGGCAACGGCGUUGACGAUGGUGAAAACGGUCUGGAAGAUGACGUUGAAUUGGAAAACGUCACCCGGGUCAGACUGGUACAGUUCCAGAAAAACACCGACGAACCAAUGGGAAUAACUUUAAAAUUGGACGAAAACGGCAAAUGUCUCGUGGCAAGGAUAAUGCACGGCGGAAUGAUCCACAGGCAAGCCACGUUACAUGUCGGCGACGAGAUCAGGGAAAUCAACGGUACAACUGUCGCCAACCAGUCGGUGGGAGCGCUUCAAAAACUCUUGAGAGAAGCGAGAGGGUCUGUCACUUUCAAAAUAGUGCCGUCGUACAGGAGCGCUCCACCACCGUGCGAGGUACAAUUGUUCAGGAUAAAACCAUUACCUGUGAUUAUAUAUGUCCGGGCUCAGUUCAGCUAUGACCCUCUUCAAGACGAUUUGAUACCGUGUGCCCAGGCCGGCGUCACAUUCAACAUCGGUGACAUAUUACAGGUCAUAAGCAAAGACGACCACCAGUGGUGGCAGGCGCGCAAAGAUAACAACCCAACCGGUUCGGCGGGUCUUAUACCUUCACCAGAACUCCAAGAAUGGCGGAUCACAUGCAAAGCCUUGGAGAAUUCUAAACACGAACAAGAAUCCAGUUGCUCGUCGCACGAAGGUUGUGAUGGUACCACCGUAAAUUGCUCAAUAUUUGGCCGCAAAAAGAAACUCAAGGACAAGUAUCUGGCCAAACACAACGCGGUAUUCGAUCACAUCGACUUGGCCACCUACGAAGAAGUGGUCAAACUGCCGUUUUUCCAACGCAAAACGUUAGUUCUCUUGGGCGCUCACGGUGUAGGCCGAAGACACAUCAAGAACACCAUCAUCCAAAAGCACCCAGACAAAUACGCUUAUCCCAUGGCUCACACGACUAGACCGCUGAAACCGGGCGAAGAAAACGGCAUCGCCUAUUACUUUGUUACUUACGACGAAAUGAUGACCGAUAUCAAUGCUCACGAAUACUUAGAAUACGGCACUCACGACGAUGCCAUGUACGGCACGAAGCUGGACACUAUCAGGAAGAUACAUCACGAUGGCAAGAUCGCCAUACUUGACGUCGAACCUCAAGCUUUAAAAAUAUUGCGAACGGCCGAGUUUGCGCCAUUGGUGGUUUUCAUCGCGGCUCCACCACAUCGAUCGCUCACCGAUUUUGACGGCAGUCUAGAAAAACUGGCCAACGAGUCGGAACUGUUGCGACGCGCCUACGAGCACCUGUUCGACAUCACCAUCGUCAAUGAAGACAUUGAAGAAACUAUCGAAGAAUUAGAAAGGGUUAUGGAUAGCGUACACAAAGACCCGCAAUGGGUGCCCGUAGCUUGGGUGUAUUAAAAUGUUUACAAAAAAAUAAUUUUCCGUUAAACGAACUUCAUAAUCUGAGAGCCACCUAAAAAACGUAACUGGUUCAUCUUAACGUAAUCGAAUGAAAAUCUUUUAACGGCCACACACUUGACUCGUAGAUCUGAUAAUUUUGUUACCAAAAUGAAUUUUUGGUUAAUAAUUUUCUUUUUGUUUAUACACGCCGUGCAUGUAUAAAUUAAACAAAAAAUUGUUAACUGUUAAGUGGUAACUAAUCGCAGAUCUCAGUAAAUAAUUAAGCGUAAAAGUGUAUUCGUGUAUUUUGUUUCUAACGAAAAAAAGGGAAUAAUAGUGUUGUUAAUUUAUAAUUUUCUCCCAUUUUGUUAGGUCUAUUUUUGGGUCCAAAAAACUAUUGUAAAACGUAUUUACCAAUAUGUGCGAGUGCCUAACACCAACAUUCCCAAAAUUACAUUUAUUACUGUUGUUUCAACAUUUGGAUUAUAUUAUUUAAACCAUGCUGUAAAACUAUAUAUAAUUUUUAUAGUUGAGUACAUUAUAUUAUAUAUUAUAAACGGAUUAUUUUAGUAAGUAAUAAAUUUGAUAAAAAAAAAAUAUUUAAAAGUUGAAAUCAUGAUAUAUUAAUUAUUGUAAUUACAAUUACUCAUUAUUAUUAUUAAUAUUAUUAUUAUAAUACUUGUUGACUUAUUGUAGUCACAAUUUUGUUGUUAUUAUUGUAUUGUUCGUAUGAGCAUUAUUUUCUUUAUAAUUUUAAUAUUAUAAAUUAUACAUAGUUACUCGAUUUGUUAGUGACUCGUUGUAGCUUCUAUUGAAGCAUUUAUAAAACUUAAAUAAUAAUCUGUACAGACA